Messenger RNA from Oryza brachyantha (malo sina), 4706 nucleotides. Its product is annotated as serine/threonine-protein kinase VPS15. Lineage: Eukaryota; Viridiplantae; Streptophyta; Magnoliopsida; Poales; Poaceae. The record is from RefSeq and is a predicted model, not a curated record. The transcript has 12 exons. Gene Ontology annotation, cellular component: phosphatidylinositol 3-kinase complex, class III, type I; nucleus-vacuole junction; late endosome. Gene Ontology annotation, molecular function: protein binding; protein serine/threonine kinase activity; ATP binding. Bases 145 to 4491 code for a protein of 1448 amino acids. Gene Ontology annotation, biological process: autophagy of peroxisome; macroautophagy; late endosome to vacuole transport.
CGCCUCCGCCCCCACGCCACGCCACGCCACGCAGCGCGACGCCGCACACGCGAAAGCGGAAAGGGGUAAACCCACCGAGCGGAGCGGAGGAGCCACCGGCCCCGGCGGCGAGCCGGAGCCGCGGCGGAGGCGGCGCGGGCGGGGAUGGGGAAUAAGAUCGCGCGGACGACGCAGGCGUCGGCGACGGAGUACUACCUCCACGACCUCCCGUCCACGCACAACCUCGUGCUCGUCGAGGUCGUCAGCCGCGGCCGCUUCCUCAAGUCCGUCCGCUGCAAGCACGACGAGGGCUUGCUCCUCGUCAAGGUCUACUUCAAGCGCGCCGGCGAGCCCCUCGACCUCAAGGAGCAUGAGCGAAGGUUGGAGAGGAUCAGGAACGAGUUCGAGGGUUUGGAGGAAUCCCAUGUCUGGCCCUUCCAGGUUUGGUUACAAACAGAUAAGGCAGCGUAUCUCCUUAGGCAGUAUUUCUACAGCAACCUGCAUGAUCGGCUAAGCACACGGCCUUUCCUCAGUAAAAUCGAGAAGAAAUGGCUUGCUUUUCAGUUAAUCCAUGCUGUGGAGCAGAGCCAUAGCAAGGGAAUUUGCCACGGUGACAUAAAAUGUGAGAAUGUGCUUGUUACCUCAUGGAAUUGGCUAUAUCUUGCGGACUUCGCAUCUUUUAAACCGACUUACAUCCCGGAUGAUGAUCCAUCUGAUUUUUCAUUCUUCUUUGAUACUGGAGGAAGGCGAAGAUGCUAUCUAGCACCUGAAAGGUUUUAUGAGCAUGGUGCGGAAACCCAAGUCGCAGCAGAUGCACCUCUGCAACCAUCUAUGGAUAUAUUCUCUCUUGGGUGUGUUCUUGCUGAACUUUUCCUAGAAGGACAGCCACUUUUUGAGCUUUCACAACUUCUAGCUUAUCGGCGUGGUCAGUAUGACCCUAUUCAUACCCUAGAAAAGAUACAAGAUACCGGUAUCCGUGACAUGGUACUUCACAUGAUUCAGUUAGACCCGAAAGAAAGGCUAUCAUGCAAAAGCUACUUGCAAAAAUAUGAAUCUGUUGUAUUCCCAGUUUAUUUCUCGAAAUUUCUCCACAAGUUUUUCUCAGAUAUUGUUCCACUUCACUCUGAUGCUAGGGUCGAAAAGACUCGAGAAUAUUUUGAAAAGAUGCAUGAUGUAAUGAUAAGUGGGUCAACACUUGAGAAAAUUCAAGGAUCUGCUACUGUGUCAGUGCAUAAUAAAUUAUCUGGGGAAAAAGGCAUCACAGGGCAAACUAUAAAUUCAUCAAAAGAAUAUGCCAAAAGUAUACCUGUAGUUAAGAUAAACACUCCUGGACAGCAUAAGCAUGUUGUUGGAGAUCUCAAUUUCCUCCUCAAGGAACUGGAGAAGGAUGAUCCUACAAGUACAAAGAUCACUCAAGACACAGACCAGUCUGUUACUUCCAAUGUUUCCCAUGCAAAUGGUAUUCAGUCCUUGCGGCAGGUUUGUCAAGCUGGAAGACAAAAUGGUUUGAUGGGCCAGAACAAUUGUGUAUCUCACUUGCACAAGAUCUCAAAGAGUAACCUACUUGCGUUAGUGUCUAGUUAUGAUGCCCAAUCAGAUACCUACAAUUUUGACAUUUUUCAACAAACGGAAUACAAGGUGAGCUGUGAAGGCAUGGUUUUGCUUGCCUCAUUACUUUGCUCGUGCAUACGAAGUGUCAAAAAACCGGAGCUUAGAAGGGCUAGUCUGAUACUUCUGAAGAUUUGCUCUACAUACAUAGAUGAUGAUAGCCGCUUACAGCUGGUUAUUCCAUAUGUUAUUGCAAUGCUUUCAGAUCCAGCUGCCAUAGUCCGUUGUGCUGCUUUGGAAACUUUGUCUGAUGUCCUUUGUCUUGUUCAAGACUUUCCUAUCAGCGACGCAAAGAUAUUCCCAGAGUACAUCCUUCCAAUGCUAUCUUUGCUCCCAGAUGAUACAGAGGAGAGUGUUAGAGUUUGCUAUGCCAGCAACAUUUAUAAGUUGGCCUUAACAGCCUACAGGUUCCUGCUUCGUUCCCGGAGUAUAGAAGAUGCUAGGCCUCUUGAGGAAUCAAUGGUAGCUCCCAGGUCACAGUCUGUAGAAUCUCCAGCAAAGAAGCAGCACGACAGCAUUAAUGGUCAACUUGCACGACUCAGAAAAUCUAUAUAUGAAAUAGUGCAAGAGUUGGUAAUGGGACAAAAACAGACUCCUAAUGUCCGCAGAGCUCUUCUGCAAGAUAUAAGUUACCUGUGUUACUUCUUCGGACACAGACAAACUAAUGAUUUUCUUCUUCCCAUACUUCCAGCAUUUCUAAAUGACCGUGAUGAGCAGCUCCGUGCAGUUUAUUUUGGUCAGAUUGUUGUCGUGUGCUAUUUUAUCGGUUCCAGAAGUGUUGAGGAGUAUCUCUUGCCCUAUCUUGAACAAGCACUAAGUGAUGAUAUGGAGGCUGUGCUUGUGAAAGUACUUGACUGCUUGACUAUGAUGUGCAAAAGUGGUUAUUUGAGGAAAAGGGCAAUUGUUGGUCUAUUUGGAAAAGCUCUUCCCUUGCUGUGUCAUCCAGUCCAAUGGGUUAAACAGUCCGCUGUAAGAUUUGUUGCUUCUUGCAGUGAGAGCAUAGGGCCUGUAGAUACCUUUGUAUACCUCUGUCCGCAUCUUAAACAUUUUUUACACAGGGAGCCACCAUCGUGGUCAUCAGAAACUGCUCUUCUUUCAUGUCUUAAGCCUCCGGUCUCAAAAUUAGUCCUAUACCAAGCUUUAGAGGAUGUCCACGAUGCAGGAGACAUUUUACUGAAGGGUGACGGUAAAAAGGAAAUGACAGUGCAUGGUGGAAGAUAUCCUGCCAUGACACAAAGUGUUUCAUCAACUACAAUUGAAGAUGAUGCGAGAUUGAGAGGACCUAAGUUAUCCAGUGACUUGUCUUUGAACAUUAAAGAUUGUUCUUCUGCUAAUUCGGCAUAUAUAAGCUCUGCAGUACAUGCAUCCAGUUCAUUUUAUGAUGGUGUACCUAAAGGAAUACCCUUAUAUUCCAUGCAAGGGACAUCACUACAUGCGAAUUUGGGAUCUGACCGGCAUGGGGGUUUAUCAAGUUCAGUUCCAGGCCUUCAUACUAGAGAAAAUCAUUUCAGUAGCAUGCACCGAGAUGGGAGCAUCAGUGACUCGCUGAAUAGCAUCUCCUCUAUGCCAGGUGAUGUCAUUUCCAACUCUGACACUUCAGGAUCGUUCACCAGACCAGCAGUGGCUCUCGAGACAAGUUGGAGACCUCGUGGUGUUCUGGUGGCACAUCUCCAGGAGCAUCGCUCAUCUGUCAAUGAUAUUGCUGUAUCAAAUGACAACACCUUUUUUGUAACAGCUUCAGAUGAUUCAAGUAUUAAGAUAUGGGAUACAAGAAAAUUGGAAAAAGAUAUUGCCUUCAGAUCUAGGUUAACGUAUAGCCUGGGUAGUAGCCGAGCUCUAUGUACGACAAUGCUUCAUGGUACUCCCCAAGUUAUUGUUGGUGCUAGUGAUGGCACAUUGCACUUGUUUUCUGUUGACUGCACACGUGGUGUAGGGAAUGUCAUAGAGAGAUAUUCUGGCAUAGCUGAUGUAAAAAGGAAAGAUUUGAAAGAAGGUGCAAUUCUCAGUGUUGUGACCUGUUCCUCAGAGAGUUUUAGCCCAACCAUCCUUUUCAGCACUGAGCAUUGUGGUGUACAUAAAUGGGAUACAAGGACCAAUUCUGAAUCUUGGUCCUUUAGAUCUUCACCAGAAGAGGGGUACAUAUCGGCACUUGUAGUGGGCCAGUGCGGAAAUUGGUUCAUCUCAGGGUCUUCAAGAGGUGUUCUUACACUGUGGGACAACAGGUUUCUGCUUCCUGUUAACUCAUGGAAAUAUUUGCCAGCAACCCCGAUAGAAAAGUUGUGCUUGUUUAUACCACCACCGAAUUCAAUAUCUUCUUCUGGGAGACCCGUGGUUUUUGUUGCAGCAGGCCGCGAUGAAGUUACCCUGUGGGAUGCUGAGAACGGAAGCCGUCACCAGAUAUUUAGAACAGCAAGCACCGAGAACGAAGCUGUUAUACCAAAGGCGCCAUCAAUACAUCCAAAUACUAAAGAUGAGACGCGGCCAGCAAAUUAUAAAUUCAGAAUUGAAGAAUUAUGUGACCCGCCUCCACGCCUUCCAGGAAUCCGUUCUUUGCUUCCUUUGCCAGGAGGGGACUUAUUGACCGGAGGAACAGACUUGAAGAUACGCUACUGGGAUCAGGCCAGGCCUGAGCAAAGCUUCUGCAUAGCUGGUCCCUCGGUGAAAGGAGCUGGAAACGAAGAGUCCUACGAUAUAAGAUCCAGCUCUUGUGUACAAGUUGUGCAGGAAAUAUGCAGACAGCCUAUGACGGCGUCCAGGUUAACCCACAAGACGCAGCUGGCCAUCGCCGCCGCGGAUUCCGCGGGAUGCCACCGGGACGCGAUCCUCGCGCUGGCUUCCGUGAACUUGUCGAGCCAGAGGCUGAUCUCGGGCAGCAGAGAUGGCGCCGUCAAGGUGUGGAAGUAGCCGCCCGCCGCCUCCAUCUCUUACCGGUAAGAGAUGGCGUUCCCCAUGUGUACAUAUUAGCAUCUGCUUAAUUUAGGCUUACACUGUUUACAGCACAUGACAUUAGACACGGUACCUCAGUAGUACAUGCAACCAUUGCUUCUUGACCGUUGUACAUAACAUGAUUUCUGCCAAUACAAAGCAAGAAUUGGCUUAUUAAUUGCCAUGUAUAUGUA